Molecule: messenger RNA, 672 nt
Organism: Dibothriocephalus latus
Lineage: Eukaryota; Metazoa; Platyhelminthes; Cestoda; Diphyllobothriidea; Diphyllobothriidae
Source: the annotation of a GenBank genome assembly
AUGGCUGAAUACUUUCCGGACAACCGUUUAGCGAAGCAUAAUCCCCAGAGCACUCCUUUGUGGACCCUUUUGUCUCGCCUUGAAGAAACUGCCGGAAAUCUGACGAAGGCUCGUUCUAUUCUUGAGAAGGGGCGUUCGAAGAACCCUACAGAUGCCAACUUAUGGUUGGAAUCCAUCAGACUGGAGAUGCGAGCAAAUCUAAAACCGGUGGCGGAAUCCCUACUGUCCAAAGCUCUCCAACAGUGUCCCAACGCCGGUUGCCUUUGGGCUGAGGCCAUCUUCAUGGCCCCGAGGCCACAACGCAAAAUAAAGUCGGUGGACGCCUUGAAGAAGUGUGAACACGACCCCAUCGUCCUCUUGGCUGUCGCAAAGAUGUUUUGGGCUGAGAGACUUACCUCCAAGGCUCGCAGUUGGUUCACACGGACGGUCAAGUUGGAAUCAGGCUUGGGAGAUGCGUGGGCCUACCUCUAUAAAUUUGAGCUCAGCCACGGCACUGAGGCAAGUCUCCUGAGCAGAAUGGACCAGCAACAAGACGUACUGAAGCGUUGCAUCGCGGCCGAGCCUCGCCAUGGCGAGUACUGGUGUCGGUCAAGCAAGGAUGUUCGCAACUGGCGUCUGAAGAUUGGAGAAUUGUUGCCCCUCGUCGCUGACCUUGUACCACUCCCAACUUAA